CCUCCCCCCGGGAGGGAGGAGGAGACUCCGCGGCCCUCCCUCGGCCCUCCCGGCGGCGGCCGCAGCAAGCCCCGUGCCCGCUCCGCCCAUCCGCGGCGGGUCGGACGUCCGGAGCCCGCGGGUCCCCGGCCGAGGUUGGAGGAGGCAUCCCCCGCCCCGUGGCCGGGAGAGCAGCGGGUAGCAGUGGCCAUCAUGCACAGUGGUAUCGCGUCCGCCGCGCGCGCCCCGCGCCGCCUCUGAGUCUGGGAGUUCCAGCCCAGGGCCCGAGAGCCUGCCCGCCCCCGCGGCCACACCAUGAGCCACGGGCCGAGCCCCCGGCUGGCCGAGUCCCCGCAGCUGUCGAAAGGCAGCCUCCUGACCAUCUUGGGCAGCCCGUCGCCCGAGCGCAUGGGGCCGGCCGACUCGCUUCCGCCCACGCCGCCGAGCGGCACGCCCUCGCCCGGUCCGCCUCCUGCUCUGCCGCUGCCGCCGGCGCCCGCGCUGCUGGCCGACGGGGACUGGGAGAGCCGUGAGGAGCUGCGGCUGCGGGAGUUGGAGGAGGCGCGCGCGCGGGCGGCGCAGAUGGAGAAGACCAUGCGCUGGUGGUCGGACUGCACGGCCAACUGGCGCGAGAAAUGGAGCAAGGUGCGCGCCGAGCGCAACCGCGCGCGCGAGGAGGUGCGCCAGCUGCGCCAGCGUCUCGACGCGCUCACCAAGGAGCUGGCGGGCGCGCGGCGCGAGCGCCAGGAGGCGCAGGGCGAGUGCGAGGCGCGGGGCCGCGAACUGGCGCGGCUGCGGGGCGCCCGGGGGGUCAUGGACAGGACGCCUGACGGUCCCGAGACCGAGCCAGAGAGGGAGCAGGAGCCAGUGCGCGACGUCGGGUCGGAGAGACCCACGGUCAGCCAGGAGCUGGAGCUGGUGGAGGGCCUGCUGAAGAGCAGACCAGAGGAGCCCGAGGGCUGCUGGGAGGCACACAGCGUAGGGGCCGGGGCCUCACGGGGCAGCUCGGGCCGCCAGGAGCGUAGCCGACUGCCCUGGGAGGACACCGCCACCAUCGAGGAGGAUGCCUCCAAGUUGACUGCCCUGCGGCUACGGCUGGAUGAGUCCCAGAAGGUGCUGCUCAAGGAGCGAGAGGAUAAAAUGACACUGAGCAGGAACAUUGAGAAGCUGGAGGGGGAGCUCAGCCAGUGGAAGAUCAAGUAUGAGGAGCUGAGCAAGACCAAGCAGGAGAUGCUCAAGCAACUCAGCAUCCUGAAGGAGGCACACCAGGACGAGCUGGGCCGCAUGUCCGAAGACCUGGAGGACGAGCUGGGUGCACGCUCCAGCAUGGACAGGAAGAUGGCGGAGCUGAGGGGCGAGAUGGAGCGGCUGCAGGCGGAGAACGCAGCCGAGUGGGGUCGCCGUGAGCGGCUGGAGACAGAGAAGCUGGGCCUAGAGCGUGAGAACAAGAAGCUGCGGGCACAGGUCGGGGACCUGGAGGAGGCGCUGGCCCGGCGGCGGCGGCAGACAGCCAGCGCGCUGGACUGCGACCUGCGGGCCAGCCAGGCCGCGCUCUUCGAGAAGAACAAGGAGCUGGCAGACCUGAAGCAUGUGCACAGCAAGCUGAAGAAGCAAUUCCAGGAGAAGGUGGCGGAGCUGGCACACGCCAACCGGCGGGUGGAACAGCACGAGGCAGAGGUGAAGAAGCUGCGGCUGCGGGUGGAGGAGCUCAAGAAGGAGCUGGCCCAGGCUGAGGACGAGUUGGACGAGGCCCACAACCAGGCGCGUAAGCUGCAGCGGUCACUGGACGAGCAGACGGAGCAAAGCGAGAACCUGCAAGUGCAGCUGGAGCACGUGCAGUCCAGGCUCCGAAGGCAGCAGCAGAACGCCCCCCUCUUUGGAAAGAUCCGCAGCGCUCGCUUUGGCGCCGAGGAGGCGGGGGACGGAGCCAGCGACCUGGACGAGGAUGAGGACCUGCAGAUCCAGCUACCUGUGCUCGCUCUGGGAGCAGACCACGGUCCCUGCCACAGAUGACUUCCUUCUCUCCCACAGUGGGCAUCGGUGGUCCCACCUUACCUACACUCUGUGAAAGGGAAGCCAUGGCCUAUGUUUUUUAUAUAUAUAUAUAUAAUAUAUAUAUGUGUGUGUGUGUAUAUAUAUAUAUAUAUAUAUAUAUAUAUAUAUAUGCCUGGGGUCCUUGGACCCAUUUGGUUUUAUAGACACAGGACCACUCUGAGGCCCACUCUAGGUGCCACCCCCCCCACGACCUUCUUGCAGGGGGAGCGGGUGUCAAAGGAGGGCUGUUGGGGCCUCCACCCAGGCUGCCUCUCUGGGCCCUAGGGGUUGGGCGGGGGCUGUGGCUGUUCAUAGUACAAUGUGAUAAACCCAGUCUUUUGUAAUAAAUGGAGUUCAGGUUCUCGGGCUGGAGUCCUAAGAGUGUGGCAGAUGUGGGCACGCAGUGUGGGGGACAGACAGGAUCAGCCUACCCCUGGCACCGAACCUGAGCUCAGGAAUAUUGAUAUUAAGUCACUUGAGUGACUUAAUAAAUGAAUGAAUGUGAGAAAGAAUGAAUGAAUGAACACUGGAACUGCUGAAUGGUCUGGAAUCCAGCUCCUUUGAGGGGAAGGAAAAGGGAUGGCGCAUGUCAAAUCUGGAGGAGACUUCAGUUCUGGCACCGGAUGAAUUCAAAUCUCUGCUCUGCCUCUUACUGGCUGUGCAACCUUGGGGAAGUUAAUUGCCCUCUCUGAGCCUCGGUUUCUCCAUCUAUAAAUUAGAUGUCUCAUAGAGCCAUCAGGAGAAUUCGGUGAGUUCAUCUGGAGCUCAGUAAAGGUUAGUUAUAAUUGAAAUACUUGAAGGUAUGCCCUGGAGAGGGGGGCUUUGCCAGCUGGGGUCUGCCGUAAGGGAUGAAGUUCAGACAACUGACUGGUGGGUGUUUACCCAGAGGUAGGUAUGAACACAACAAAUAAUCCUUUUAUCAUUCCCCUAGUCCUGCUCUAGGUAGUGAAAUUAUAGGUAAUCUUAUUUUUGAUACUUAAUUUCUAAACCUUCUAUAACCAGCCAAUUUAUAUUAAAUCUGGUGGAAAAGGUUAUUAAAAACACAGUAGCAUAUAUUUUUGAAUCUUCACAAGUUGAGGUGGCAUUUGAGACACCUGCCCUUGAUGGGAGUUUUACGUGAAUUCUUGGCACCAGGGCCUGCUUUCUGCAGGAGGAGGCCCUCUCAGAACUGUUCUAGCAUGCGGGCCGUGGCGAGUUCCCUGUGUUCAGAGGUGAGUACGGAGAGGCUGGGCUUGGAUCAGGGGCCUGGCACCAAAGAGGAGUUAAAUUCAAUUGAUAGAAAAAAAAAAUUCAAUUGAUAGAAGGGCUCCCUGCCCCGGAGUGGGCAGCUGCACUAAAGGACUUCUCUCUUGUUGUGGCCCAGUCUGAGGGACCCCUGGGGCCAUGGUGCUGGGACCCAGUGGAUGCCACAAGCCCUGGGGGCUGAGAGGAGGGGAGAGACAGGCCCAUGAGCCCAGCAGGGGGUAAUAAAUAUGGGCACCGAAUGUGUCAUGUCCCCUGUUGCCAAACCUAAGCUAACCAUGCUGGAGAGGUGGGGUUUGCUGUCAUGGCAAAGAGGCCCAUGUCCCUUCCUGUGCCCUGAGUGGGAGAGGAGGGAGUGGGCAACACCCAGCCACCGGGAUCCACACCGCCACCCACCCCCGUGGGCCUUUCCUCACAAGCCAGGGCCAGCAGAAAAGGGAAAAGGCGCUGGGGGAAGAGGACCAUUUCCUGCCGGGGGGGCGGCGGCGGGGGGCGGGGGGGGGGGUUCUUUCUGUUUUCUCUCCCGAACAGGAAGCAGGCCCUAGAAGAGGCUGAAAGUGCUGCCCUUUGACCCCCAGGAGCCAGGAUCCAGGCACUCACUGACAGCAGCCCUGAGAGCCGCCCCUGGGCCCCCAGGCGGACCUGCCAUUCCCAGACACAGAGCAGAGCGUCCGGCACAGCAGGCUCUCCCAGACUCCCUGGCACCUCCAGCGAGAUAGUGUGGGGCAGGGGCCCCAUUAUAGCCCCUGUCUGUGGGCGAGGCCGCUCCUGAGAACAUCAGAGAGGAGAGGGUCUGGCCUUCCGCCUCCAGUGUACAAGGGAGACCAGAGCCUUGGGAGGGAAGCACAGCCGCAGGCAAAGGGCUGCAAGAUUCCCUGGGCCUGGAACUCUCGCUGCCUCCCUGCUCACAGCCCUUCCUUCCCGGUGGUCGUGAGAGCAACAUCUGCCAACAGGAGCAUCAGCUUUGGCUCCCGCGAUGCUUUAAAAGCUGUAUUUAAUGCAUUGCUAAUGUUAAUGGGAGGUUUUCUCAUAAAAAAUGUGGGUGUCCCCCUCUUGAGAAAUCAGCGCCUCAGACCACGCUGGGCUCGCACUCCUGCGUGGCUGCAGCUGCAGGGCUGAGAGGCAGGUGCUCUCCGGAAGGGGAGCAGUCCCCACCGCUCCCUGCAGCCUUACCUGCACCCUCCUCGUCUCUAUUACCGCCUGGCCCCCGAGGCAUGUGAGUGCCCUUCCUCUGGCCUAGUCCAGUCUUUCUUUGAACAGGUGAGGAAAUUGAAUGGCUGAGAGGGGCGGCACCGGCCAAAGUCAGUGUGAAGUAUAGCCAGGCCAAGUAUACGUGUCAUUCUCGGGAUCAGAACUCCUGCAGGCUUCUUGUCACCACAGGGGUGACUGCCGAGAACAGGUAACAUGUAUUGAGCCACGCCAUGUGCUUUACAGUCUUGUGAGGCAGGCACUCCCGUGGUCACCUCUCUUGACACCAAGGAUGCAGAGGCUCGGAGGAAGCAGGUGACUACCCCAAGGCCACACAGCUGGUUGGUGGUGACCCUGGCAUUCCAGGUCAGGCAACCUGAGGCCAGAGCCCACACUCCUGGUUACGCCCCCCUUCCCCCAGCCCUCCAAGGCAAGGCCCUGGAUGGUGCAGCCCCUGCCCUCGGCAGCCCCACCCCACUCAGCAGACCCUGCAGCUCCAGCCAUGUUGAACUCCCUUCCUACCACCCAGAAUUGCUCCUUCCCUGUCAGAGUCCCACCAGCCCCUCAAAGCUCAGCCCACUUGGUUCAUCCUUAGAGUGUUAGUGGGUUCUGUACCUGUCUGCUUCUCCCACCCCACCAGAUGCUCCUGGAGGGCAGAGAAUCCUUCCAGCAGCCAGCACAGUGCCCUAGGCCUAGAGAACAUCUUUAAGGGAGGGGAAGAAGGAUGGCUGGAUGGAUGAGACGGUGGAAGGCUGAAGCCAGAAGCACCGCCCACCCCUGACUCCAGCUUCACUGCAGUACCUGCAGGACCAGGCCUAGGUAUCUUUCUGCUGGUCAGCUGAGAAGUCUCCCAGGCACUGAAAGCCACAGCAGUCCAGGGGCAGCAGUGCCAGGGCCUCUUCUCACAGGCCUGGAGUACCCGGACAAGCUGCAGAACCUGCUGGGCCAGACACUGCCCCACCCAACCCCUCCUCCCCCUGCAGCAUGAGGCUGGGGCCCCUGGAGUCUGUCCUCUGAAGGCUUGGCCUCCCCUUGCUCUCCAGCCAAGUUUGUUUUGCCCCUACCAGCCAGCCCCUAGGGAUCCCUGCCUGGAAAUUUAUGCCCAGGAGUGAGUCCCCAUGCCCCAGCACUUCAGGCAAGCUUGGCUUCUAGAUCUAGCUGCUUUUUGAUUGGCUGUGUGUCUGCUGGCAAUCUCCUAUCCCUCUCUGGGCUUUCAUUUCCUUAUCUAUAAAAUGGGGACAGUAGCAACUGGAUUCUCCAGACAUAGUAUAACUUCACUGUUAGUAGUACUUUUCUGGCUUUGCUUAGGGUCUGCAUUGUCUCCCAAGACCCUAGCUCCCUGACUGCCUGGGGGCCCACCAGCCACCCUGGGCACCCCUCUGGGGCAGUGGGUGGUGGGCUGGAGACAGAGGCAGCACCCAGGAACCAGCUGUAGCUCUCAGCCCGCUGCUCCCACCACUACCACCACCCAGCUCCUCUGCCUACUAAUUGCAGGGUUGCAAGAUGCCAGCUGCCUCCCAGGCCCCAGGUGGGUGCCUCCCAGUGGAUCAAGGGCUCCCUGGAAGGCCUCCCAGUUCUCCUCCAGCCCCACAGACCCAGCUGCGCUGGGGUGGUCUCCAUGGUGCUCAGACUCUCCUCUCCCGCUCUGGGAGGGGCCCAGAAAAGGUGUAAACAUAAAGCCUUCCUCAGGCUUUCGCAUUUCCCAGGCUUCCCCCACACCAGUGAGGAGCAUCCUGGGUCCCCCACCCCCGCUCAAGAACUAGCCAUGGCUCCCCACUGCUGGACCGAUAAAGCCUCGCUCCACAUCCUGGCCCAUGGUGGGUUUCAGACUUGCCCUUAAGCACGUUCCCCAGUGGCCUUGGUCUCAGGUCCCUGUUGCUCUAGGAUGAAGUCCAGACAGGCCCCUCUCUCCCGCCCCCACUGGCUUCCCCAGCAUCCUCUCCAUGCCUGCCCCACGGCUGGAGCACCAGUGGCGUGGUCAGACAGGAUGGCAGCACCACAGUGGCUGGGGCGUUCCUCAUCUGCUUGCACCGGGACCUCAAGCUCUGAAGGCAGGGGCCCCGCCUAUGGGACCCUGAAUCCCCUCCCCAACCCCACCACCAGGAAAGGAGGGGGAGUAGCAUUCAAAGCACAUGCACUGCCACCGGAGGUGGACCAUGGCAGGAUGAGGAAACCGAGGCCCAGAGACGGAAGGAACCAGCCAGUAAAUCACAGAACCAGGGUUCGAAUUCGGGCAACUCCUGAGACCAGGUGUUCUCGGCUACAGCCCUCAGCCCAGGUGUGAGCCUGGUUCAAAGCAGAUGCUCUGUGACUGUUCAGGGAGAGGAGAGGGGGAGGGGAGAGUAAGGUAAUAAUGGUGUGAACCGCUGUCACCAAGCCCUCUUCUCUUGAGAUCACUCAAGGUUCUUUCUCACCCAGCACCUGACUUGAGGCUCUAACUUAAGCAGGUCUGAGAUGGGACGCGCACUACCUAGAUGAGUUAAACUGAGGUACAGAGAGCCAAGUGGCUUCUGCAGGGGCACCCAGCACUAUGUGUGAGGAAUCUCCAGCUUAUUUUAAUAGGGUCAUAAUCGUUUACUCCUUUGAUCUCCAUUCUAAUAACGAGAGCAGUCAAAGAGCUGCGGAUUCUGACCCCUAACUAAGCAUCACCUACCUGAGCCUCAGUUUCCACGUAUGUAACACGGGGUGCUGUGGGGAUUAGAAAGGACAUUUGUCAAGCCCCUAGCAUGGGCUUCAGCUCCCAGCGCUACUGUUGUUUGUCCACCUUUGUCCAAGGACACCCAUCAUAUCUGUGUGGAAGACCAGUUGUGCAGGCGGGAAACGUGCCCUUGUCCACACUGGGGUGGGGUUCUCUGUCCAGGAUCUGCCUCUGCCUGUCUGCCCUGCCACACUCAGCUGUCCCUGCUCUCUGUCCCAUCUCAGAAACCACCUGAUCACCUUCCCAGUCGCCCAGGGACCAUUAAUUUUUUUAUGGACGAUCAAACCCGGAUAGACUAGAAGGGCCACCACACAGCUGAUUCAAAAACAGUCACCAAGGCGCCAGGGACACCCAUCUGGGGGUCAACCAGGAGAGGUGAUGUGGCCAUGGAGUUGGCUCUGGAUUUGGGGAAGAGGAGAAGCCCCUGCACGUCCCAGGCAUGCAUGCGCGCGCGCGCGCACACACACACACACACACACACACACACACACACUCUCCCCCUCUCUCUCUCUCUCUCUCUCUCUCUCUCUCUCUCUCUCUCUCUUACACUUGCCCCUGCCCCCAGACCCAAUAGACAGGCUCAGUGAAGGGAGGAGAAACAGGAGAUGAGGGCCCAAGGGUGGGGGCAAUGGCUGUGGGGGGAAGCCCUGCUCUGGGAGUUGGGACCCCUGGGUUCCCUCCCCCACCCCCGUGCCACUAGUGGCCGGUUCCACACCAUUCCAGGCCUCUGUUCCCCUAUCUGUCCCUUGCAGGGUGGGGCUAGAAGCAGGCAGGGAAGAGAAGGUGAGUGAAUAGUUGGGACCUCCAGCUUCUGCUGUUUCACCUCUCUGAGCCUCUGUUUCCUCGUCUGUCCAGUGGAGUGUCACUGCCACCAGGUUCAAGGUGGGGACUCUGAGGGCCGUACAGAGAGCCAGGAAGGGCUGCUGGUGCUCACACUGUUGUUAAUCUCAGCAUUCUUCUCCUGGCCCUCAGGUCCGCGCCCCUCUCCCCUGAGGGUGACUUGGACCACCUCCUUCCUCCUCCCUCCGGGAUGGCUCUGAAUCGGCCUCCACGCUCUGCUGCAAGGAUUGUGGCUGUAGAGGUGUUCUGUGAGCACCUGUCUGCCUGGCCUCUGGCCAGAUCUGCUUCUCUCCCGACCCCAGCCAUCCACUCCAUCAGCCUGACGGGCAGCCUCAGUGAGACCCCAGAGGGUCCCCAGCUGUAGAGCAUCAAGCCGAGGCUGGGCUGGGCUGGCCGGGCCCCUGGCCCUUUCUUAAGUGCCUUGCCCAUGAGCCGGCCUCCCUCACUCCCUCUCUGCUGCUCCAUGCUCCUGACACCUCUUUUCUGGAAGGGAGAGACUGGCCAAGUAGGGCCAUCUUCCUGGGUGUGUGGCUCGUGCAGUCACACAGGGCCUCGUACUUUGAAGGACCUUGUGUUUGGUUUAAUGCUCUGUUGUCAGUGUCUUGAAAUUACUAAUAAUUUUACAAGGAGUCCCACAUUUUCGUUUUGCACCAGGCCUGGUAAAUUUUGUAGCUGGUGUUGCUGUCAAGGGACAGACCUGCUUCAGGAAAUGGCCAGAGGGUGGGUCCCCAGAGCAGAGCCCCUGCCUUUAACCAUCACUCGUUCCAAUCCAGAGGACUGGCCUUAUCCCUCAUCUUCCCUUCCUCACGUUCCCCAGAUCCCCCAGCUCAGAAGCCCUGUGGCUCCCAUCUCCUCCCUAUGGGGGCUCUGAGCGGGGAAUGACUUCUCCAGGCAUCUCUACGGGAGGGGAUUCUAGGGAGGGUGUCUUUUCUACGGGGAAAGCAAAGGGGUUCUCAAAUCCAUAUGUUCCCUCCAGACUGGUACCACUUUCGUCAAGUGGAAGCAUGGAAACCACAGAACAGAUGAGACAUGAAUUCAUUUAAACGAUCUGUAGAAUUCAUAAUAGCCCUCAGUCACCAUGUUGUUUUUUUUUU
Molecule: messenger RNA, 9075 nt
Organism: Orcinus orca (killer whale)
Lineage: Eukaryota; Metazoa; Chordata; Mammalia; Artiodactyla; Delphinidae
Gene: CCDC102A
Product: coiled-coil domain containing 102A
Exons: 11
Coding region: 295-1992 (565 amino acids)
Cellular component (GO): myosin complex
Source: RefSeq, a predicted model, not a curated record